Synchiropus splendidus (mandarinfish) is the source of this 2414-nucleotide messenger RNA. RefSeq names its product leukotriene B4 receptor 1-like. The coding region runs from base 159 to 1301 and encodes 380 amino acids. The transcript is spliced from 5 exons. Lineage: Eukaryota; Metazoa; Chordata; Actinopteri; Syngnathiformes; Callionymidae. Gene Ontology annotation, cellular component: plasma membrane. Gene Ontology annotation, molecular function: leukotriene receptor activity; complement receptor activity. Gene Ontology annotation, biological process: inflammatory response; complement receptor mediated signaling pathway; positive regulation of cytosolic calcium ion concentration. The record is from RefSeq and is a predicted model, not a curated record.
AGCAGGACGAAUGUCUUUGGAAGUCCAGAGUAGAGGAGAGGGUCGGAGUCCGUGAAAUAAUGUGGGUGUAAGAAGACGUAAAAACAAGAAGAAGAAGAAGAUGGUUUGACAUCCUGAGAUCUCUCUUUUUACUGUUGACAUUCCACCAGGAGUUCCAAAUGGCCGAUAGCUACUCAACACCACCUGCCAAUGUGAGCAGUGGCUCCAUUGUGGGUAACUCAGUAGCAACGGCAGUGGGUGCCGUGAUCCUCAGCUUGGUCUUCCUACUGGGCGUUCCUGGAAAUGCGUUCAUCAUCUGGAGCAUCCUGGCACGAGCACGAAGACAGUCAAUCACCACGCUUCUUAUCCUCAACCUGGCCAUUGCCGAUGGUUCUCUGAUGGCUCUUACACCAUUCUUCAUCAUCUACCUGGUGAUGGGCACCUGGGUGUUCGGGGCAGUGAUGUGCAAAAUCCUCUUCUACUUAUGUUUGCUCAACAUGUACGCCUCCAUCCACCUCAUCAUGCUGAUGAGCCUGCACCGGCUGGUGGCCGUGCUGUGGCCACGGCGUGUCAGCUCUGUCACCGGCCAGAGGACCGUGAUGCGCCUGCUGGCCGGGGUGUGGGUGCUGGUCAUGGUUGCCUCCGUUCCAGCCAUGAUAUUCAGAGAUGUGGAGACGAGAGACAAAAGAAAAGUGUGUGAUUCCUACCAUAAUCCUGAAAGUAAAGCAGUUAUCCAGUACAUGCUGGAGCUUGUUUUGGGAUUUUUAAUUCCUUAUAGCGUCAUUGUCAUGAGCUACAUCUGCAUCCUGCGGAAGAUCAGACAGACCAAGUUCCAGCGGCGCAUUCGUAGUGAGAAGCUGAUCUUAGCCAUCGUGCUGACAUUCUGCAUCUUUUGGUUGCCCUAUCACGUCGUCAACAUGGUGCAUGUAGCAUGGGCUCUGCAUCCAGAGGGGCGAAGGAAGACAAUACUGGAAAAUAUUUGGAAAAACGGCCGAGCCGUCAGCUCCUCUGUGGCCUUCAUGAGCAGCUGCGCGAACCCGGUCCUGUACUUCUUUGCUGGAAAGUCGUACAUCAGACGAGAAGGAUUUUCUUUCAUGGCCCGUUUAUUUGAGGGGACAGCACUGGACUUGGCCUCCAGGAAGUGGAGGCAGAACAGCCAGAACAGCCGUGACAAAGACAAAGAGGCUGCCAACACAAUGAUAAAGUCUAACCAGUCAGAGAACAUGGCCAACUCAAGUCCACAGAGUAAGCCAGUCUCAAAUGGCAAGUCAAGGACACGAGGACAUGAGGAUCCUGACAGGCCGGAUGCUUGUAAAGAUUGACUCAUGAACAUAAAUCCUGAACUGUCAUCUAAGCGGAUCACAACGACUGCACUGCUCCACUUUUGAUGUUUUAUGUCGACUGAGCGUUUCUUUCAUGCAAACAUUGUUUUCAGGUCAAAAUGAAUGUGAGUAGUCUUCCAACACGACCACAACAACCACUGUGACACCGUCAGGUUGUCAUGGUGAGAAGGUAGUGUAUGUAAAUGGUCAUCAGGAAACUCGUCAUCAAGUCAGAAUUGACUCAAACAAAGCAGAGGAAGUGGUUAGGCAGAGGAGGGAACACCUUUCCUGGAAACUCUCCCAUUGCUGGUUGUUUAUUCCAGUUCAAUUAAAGAACAAAUAUAAAAGCAAAGCUAGAUCUUCACAACAUUUUCUGCCUGUAACUGGUCUGUCAAUGAACAUAAAUAAUAAUAGCAAUAAUAAUAAUUUAUAGUAAUAAUUGCUCUGAUUUCUUAACCUUAGGGCCAGAAGAAUUCCACAGGUGGGGAUUAAAAUGGAGAAGACCAACCACUGAAUUUCUGUUCCAUUUCCUGUGCUUAUUCCCUAAUGGGGUGAGAGACGGCUGGUGCAUGUCCAUGCUGUCUCUUUGCUUGUUUUUCAAAGUUGGUGGGACUCACUCCAAAACUUCACGACUCAGGUAAACCGCCGCUGAGACCCAGCACCAAAGGAAAUGUGUUCGUUGAGUUAUUGAACACAAUAUUGAACAGAAUGCAAACCUAGGCAGGAUGACAGCUAGAUAAUUUGGUAGAAAUCAUAUGGAGCGGUUGAUAUGAAUGAACAGGAGAUGCAGUGUCUAACAUAUGAUGUUUGUAGUGACCGCCACGUCUAUCUGGUGUCAGUUCUGUGUCACAUUCUUGACAAGCAGAGUGACACAUAGCAAGGCAUUUUACAUUCACUUAAGUGAUAUCUGGAGAAGACAUUUCACUACGUCAAAUACUGUCAUUUGUGCUCAAUUAACGUUAUAUGUGCCAGAUGAAGAGGUGAAUGAAGAAUGAAGAACUUCAGUGCAUUUCUAGCAACAGGUAUCGUCAAAAGCAAGACGGGGCCACGGUUGUUUAAAACUGCUGGAUUUGAUCCACCAUUUGUGAGUUGGUUGGUUGGUUACACCUUUGA